UCGAUUUUUCUUAAUUAUAAAAAUUAAUGAGAUUACAUAGUGCACUAACUCGAUAUUCGAGACACGUUUGUCCAUUACCUACCUGAAUGUUUACCAGCAUUUAUUCUCCAACCUCACAAUUAAAAGUUUCUCGCAAAAUCUCUUUCGUCACCAUGGACCCAACUUCUGUCGAAAAUUUACUUCUACCAAUACUAAAAUAUCCUCUCCUCGGGGUCCAAAUAAUCGGCUACGUCCCACUAACUACGGUACAAAAACCAGUAGAAAUCAUCUUUAAAAUAAAAUCCUCACCACAACUUAGCAAAUCUUUACAGUUCUGCUGGCUCGGAAUUCCAGUUCUCGCACAACUUUUCACUUUAGUCGCUUUUUCUAUCUUUUCCUACCUUUUCUUUACAUCAGACCAGCAAAAAGGCGGAUUUCACGUCCACCAAUACAGCCAACUGUCCACCGAUUUCAUCAUAGUUUCUUCGAUGACCUUAAUCUCUCUCAUUAACGCGAUAGGGAGCCGCAUCCAUGGAUUUUUCACGGUUCGAGACACCCUCGAAUUUUGGCGUAUGCACUGUCACGAGUUGGCAAAAAUUUCUAAAAUUUGGACACAUCCCGAAUUUACAGAUUUACUACGAAAACAAGUUCAAUCUCAGUUUUUCUGGACAAUUUUUUGUGUAUUUUUCCCAAUUUUUACCAUUCCAUUCUUUGAUUUGAUUCUUUUCAAUGCUUUUGGCGUUUCGAGUUUCCGAGUCUCCGGGUUAAGGAUGGUUGUCGAGAUGGACUUCAGUUUAUUCUUGGGUAUCAUUUUCUGGAUGUACUUCACAUAUUUGCACAUCCUCCUAAGUAACUGGAUCACAUUUUUCGUCAUGGUUUAUAACCUCGUGUUAAAAUGUGCGAUUAAAGAAGUUGAAGCUUUAAGGAUGAGUGACGAUCUGCAAGAUUUCGUCAGGCUUGAAAAGAUUGACGAUGUGACCCGAUCGUACGACGUGGUUCUGGGAUUGGUGGACUACUUUAAUGAAAAGCUAGGUGUCAGAUUAGUGUGCGAAGUUGUAAAUAGCAUCGCCUGGGUCUUGGGAUGCACGUAUUAUGCCAUAAUUUCGUACAAAAUGGGGGAAAUUGGUAGCAUGCUGACCAACCUGUUGGCCGGUGGUAUGGCGAUUAGGAGUUUGUACACGUACGGAGACCAUGGUGAGACGUUGGAACAAAAUCGGAUUAUCUUGGUGAAACGGUUGUGUGACGUCAAGGGGACAAACUUGGGGCCAUGUGGGAUGGAAAAGUUGAGGUUUCUUAAAGAGAAGGUCAUCAAUUGCAAGUUGGGUAUCACCCCGGGAAAGUUUUUCACGCUGAAUCGCAGCUUUGUGUUAUCUGUUUGGUCUGCCCUUUUCACUUUAUUAGUCGUAAUGGCACAGUUAAGAGAUUCGGAUGAGAUGGGAAGUGCGAAUGUGGGGAACUCUAUUGUGAAUGCUACUGUAAGGUAGACAAACAAAUCUGUAUGAUUGAUUGAUUGAUUGAUUUAUUACAAUGAGAUUCCCCAAUUCUGGGAUGUAACAUCUCAAGGGAGCAGAGUCAUAUAUUACAAACACAUAAAAAUGAAACAAAUCUUAUCUUAUUCCAUAUUAUCUAACAAUACAAGCAUUUCUCUCAUUCUCGUUUCACAUUGCAUAUU
Folsomia candida is the source of this 1651-nucleotide messenger RNA. RefSeq lists its product as uncharacterized. The transcript is spliced from 3 exons. Lineage: Eukaryota; Metazoa; Arthropoda; Collembola; Entomobryomorpha; Isotomidae. The coding region runs from base 87 to 1463 and encodes 458 amino acids. The record is from RefSeq and is a predicted model, not a curated record.